Closterium sp. NIES-65 is the source of this 1057-nucleotide messenger RNA. NCBI's taxonomy places the organism in Eukaryota, Viridiplantae, Streptophyta, Zygnematophyceae, Desmidiales, Closteriaceae. The record is from the annotation of a GenBank genome assembly.
GGACCACUUCCUCUCAGUUUGCCCCACCACACUCACCGUUGACCUCCUCGAGGAGCGCCUCCUAGCAGCAGAGAAGAGCAUAGUCGCUGUAGGAGCCUCUCGUGGUGACCCUCGCACCCCCGUCUUUGAGGGGUGUUCCCCCUCCCCCCUCUUGCCCUCUGUUGCUUCUACUACUGCGGCUGACCUCGUUGGUUUCGAGUCGGUCGGCGCUGCGUCUGCCCCUAGCGGGAGACGCCGCAUCGGCAAGGACAAGAGGGGCAAGGGCGUUGGAGGGGCUGGCGGGGGCGGUGGAGGUGGUGGUGGAGGCAGUGGAGGGGGUGGGGGUGGUGGUGGGAGUGGUGGCGGGGGUGGAGGUGUCUGUGGCAGCAGUGGAGGCGGAGGAGGCGGCGGCGGUGGCGGAGGGAGCGGAGGCGGCGGAGGUGGCGGAGGCGGCGGAGGUGGCGGAGGCGGCGGAGGCAGCGGUGGAGCUGGUCGCGGCUCUGCGCAGAGGAGUGGCUCCGGUGGUGGUCCGCGCCAGCAGCAGCAGUGCAAUCGUGAGACCCCGUCCCCCCAGCAGCUUUGUGAGUGGUACGCUGGGCAUCAGCGAGGUGGGGGUACUGGUCCCUGCACCUACGUCCUCCGUACCGGCGACCGCGCUGCCAUGUAUGUUUUGUCUACUAGUGAUGAGGAUGACUGUUACCUGUGUGUUCCGCCUGACCCGGGCAUUGAGGCUGCUGCUCUAGGUGCUGGUGAGGCUGCUACUCUAGGUGCUAGUGCGUCUGCUGCCCCAGGUGCUGGUGAGUCAGCUCUCUCAGGUACCACGUCGGCUCAGGCCUUACACACCUUCACCCUUGACUCGGGUGCUUCCCGCUCCUUCUUUCGAGACCGCACCACGCUUACGCUGCUUAGUCGGCCGGUUGCGGUCUCCCUGGCGGACCCCUCUGGGGGUCCUGUCCUUACUAGCUUCUCCACUGUCUUACCGUGCUCGACUGCCCCCUCUGGCACCCUGUCAGGUCUCUACCUCCCCUCGUUCUCUACGAACUUGGUGGCAGGAUGUGCACUCCAGGACGGGGAUUGA